GUGAGUACUCAGGAUCUACCUUUCACGUGUCAUCAUCAGCUGCAAAACAAGACAUCAAGGAUGCCAUUGAAAACUAUGGGGUGCAGGAUAAAUAUAUUUUAGAAUCUACCAACUUGAUAGAAAAAACAGCAUAUGAAAAUCAGACUGACAAAGCAGAAAUUUCACAUCACAAAGCCCUAGCAGAAAAUGAGGAAUCGCACAGUGCUGACAAGCACAUAAUUCCAAAACCUUGGGAAGAAAGAUACGAAAGAAUUUGGGUUGAAAAUGAGAAAAGGGAAUUGAAAACAAAUUUUAAAAACAUUACAGCAGAGCUGAAGCAGCUGUUUGGUGAAAUUAAUGAAACUGGGAAAACUACUUCCCUUGUGGAAGAAAUGUCAGAAGAUGGCUUCAGUGAAGAAUUGAAGAGUUCUCGUGUUGUUUUAUCUUGUGCAAGAGAAUCAAGUAAUAAGUUAGAAAGUAAAGGUGAAUUUGGAGAUAUUAAAGUUAUGCUAGGUGGAAAAGUACCCAAAAUGGAAAUUGUAAUUCCAAGUCUUGGUGUCAUUCCUGAUCAAAAUAACUUAAAUGCAAAUGUGGAAGAUAUCUGGAGUACUGAUGAAGAAGAUAGCACAAACAGUACAGGUAAUACAAAGGUGCCUCUAGCAAAAGGAGAGGAAAAGAAAAUGCAUACUAUGGAAACAGAAGAGAAUGCAAAUGGAAGUAGUAGAAGUGUAGAGGGAAGGCCUGAAUACUUCCCAAGACAAGGCUUAAAAGCAAGUAUUUCAGAUGACAUUUCUAAUAUUCUUCCUAAAGUAAGACCUGUUUCUACAAGUGAUGAAAAAGCACUUUUUGCAACAGAAAGGAAACCUGGGAAAGACUCUGGAUUUAAUGAUGGUGUUCCCAGGGACUGCCUUAUCGACAAUAAUAAAAUAGGAGAAACAGAAAUUGAAAGUCUUUUUGAAAAUGCUCAGCAAUCAUGUGGCAUGCUGAAAAGGAAUAUCGAUGAAGAACUAAAACAAGAUUUGGAAAGAUUUAAGAGUAAGGUAGGAAUGCUGCAAAUACUAUUCCUGUCUUUGGAGAAAGAGAAGGUGCAGCUGCAAAAAGAGGUUGAGCUGGAAAAAAGCAAAGAAAGAUGUUUCAAAACACAGGAGGUGGCAAAACAGGAAAAUCUUGAUAAAUUAAAUACACCACCAGGCAACGUUACUGAUCAGCAAAUGAAACAAAAGCUUACUCUAAGGAAGAAUGACUGUUUGAAAAUGGAGAAUGAAAACGCUAUAGAAGAAAAAGACAAAAAGAAUUUAGAAGAAAAAGACAAAAAGAAUUUUUCACCUGAGGAGAGACCAAAAUUGAUUAAAAUGCCAAUGAAAGGUAAAUUUGCCCUGAAUGCCAAAGUUGCAAAGAAAAAUAAAAGACAGACUUCAAAGCAGAAGGCUAAUCAGCAGAUGAGCUCUUCCAGUGGCAAUCACUUUCAAGUACUGGAUGAUAGCACUUUCAGUGAAACGUCUCAAGAUGAUGGAAGACUUGCAGCAAAAACAGGGAGUGAAAAGAACAAGGUCAGCAUACAGAUGGAUGUAACUGAUGACCUUGAUUUAACUCACUCAUCUGACACAACUUCAGAGGAUGUUGAAUUGCCAACUUCAAUCUACAAAGAGGCUAUGUUGCUGUUAGAACAGCUGAGUGUGGAUCAUACGGGUUCUGCUGUUUUGUUGAAAAUUCAGAACAUACUUCUUGAAUAUGAACAGAUAAUAGAACAUGAAAAAAAUCGGUAUACAGCUGUCUGGAGAGCAGUAAGGAAACUGGAAAGUGAAAAGGAGGAGUCACAAUUAAUGGUGGAAGAGACUAAAGAUUUGAAAUCCAUAUUGGCUCACCAAGAAGUAGAAUGGAAAAGUGAUAUCCAAACCCUUAAAUUUACUUUGAAACAAGAAGAGGAAAAGAGACUCAGAGUAGAAACACUAUAUGAGAAAACAAGAGAAAAACUCAGAAGAAAAGAAGAUCAAUGUUGUAAAGAGAUGGAGGAGAAACAGCAACUUGAGUUACACUCAAGGAAUUUAGAAAUGGAAUUGUUAACGUUGAGAAAGGUCUUGAAACAGGUUGAAGAAGAGCGUGAUGAAACGCAGAGGCAGCUCUCUCAGGAAAAGAGUGCCAGAGCCCUGCAAGAAGGAAUUUUGAACAACCACCUUUGGAGACAGAAGGAACUAGAAGAAGAGACAAGAACCAUAGGAAAAAAUGCAGAGGAAUCCGACACCGAGAGAGAAAAGGAUCUCCUGUACAAAAAUCAGUUACUACAAGAUGAGAUUGCUAUGCUAAGACUAGAACUUGAUCAAGUACGACUUAGGCACCAAGAGGAAAAAGGAAAAUAUUUAGAGGAAACUGAGACCUUGAAAGAAAAGAAUGAAGAUCUCAAAAAGGAACUUAAACUGAACGAGGAAGCCUUAACACAAACAGUUUUUCAGUACAAUGGACAGCUGAACUUAUUAAAGACAGAAUCUGCAGUGCUGACUUCCAAACUUGAGCAGACAAAAGAAAGCAAAGACAGACUAGAGACAGAAAUUGAAUCAUUUCGUUCCCGCCUGACCACUGCCGUUCAAGAACUUGAACGUCAUCAGUCAACAAAAAGUGAUGUCGAACGAACGUUUCAGAGAGAACGUGAUGAAUGGCUUCGCUUGCAAGACAAGCUUCAUCAUGACCUCUCUGAUGUGCGAGAAACCAACAAGAGCUUAUCUCAGCAGCUGAGUAAAGCUGAAAGCAAAGCUAAUAGUCUAGAAAAUGAGCUUCACCAGUUGAAACAAAUGCUCAGAGAAAAAACAUUGCUUUUAGAAAUGACACAAAAAGAAUUAAGUCAAGCCCAAUGUCAGGCAAAGGAAUGUGAUCAUGCUCGACAACUUGAGAAAGAUCAAGUAAGCAAAUUUAUAAUAAAGCAGGAAUCCAUGCAGGAGCGUUUGGCCCAGCUCCAGAGUGAAAACCUUUUACUCCGUCAGCAACUGGAAGAUAUGCAGAACAAGGGGAUCAUCAAAGAAAAAGUAGUGAAUGAUGUGCAGGACCGAUUUAAUGAUAUUUUCAACAAACUCAGAGCUGAUACUGAAAAGCAAGUUUACCUAGUAGAAGAGAGAAACAAGGAAUUAAAUGCCAAGUGUACUGAUUUACGAGACCAAGUCUUUAAAUAUGAGACUGACAAAGUAGAAAGAGAGGGCAUGGUCAGACAGCUGCAGCAGGAGCUUGCUGAUGCGCUUAAAAAGCAAUCUAUGUCAGAAGCUUCACUUGAAGUUACUACGCGUUACCGCAGUGACCUGGAGGAAGACAAAUUACGCUUGCAAAAGGAACUGGAAAAGGUUAAAACCAAGGUGCAUAAUGUCU
Molecule: messenger RNA, 3330 nt
Organism: Balearica regulorum gibbericeps (East African grey crowned-crane)
Lineage: Eukaryota; Metazoa; Chordata; Aves; Gruiformes; Gruidae
Source: RefSeq, a predicted model, not a curated record